GAUCACCACUACAUCCACUAGAAUGAUGGAUAGAAGAGAAUAUCAACUGUUUCUAAGAGAACCCAAUCUAGAGUUUGAUAUCAAAGUGGAAAUCGAGAGUAAUUGUGGUACAAACUUGGAUAAGUAUAUGUUAAAUAAAUUAAAUUAUUAUGAUUAUGACCGUAACACGUCAUUCAAUCAGUAUAAAAACCCAAUCCGAUAUCCAUCAAAAUCUUCAUCGCCAUCAUUCUUAUCAUCAUCAUCACCACCUUCACAAUCGAUACAGAGAAUGUCACCUAAACCUGCUGUUAUGCUGCCUUACAUUCUACCAAAUUUGGACACAAAAUUGUUGACUGAAAAUCCUAGUAGGCUACUUUGUCUACUGGAGGAAAUGUUACUAUCUCGUGGUCUUUACAUGGUUCCGUUUCAAUCACCAACUCACAGUUAUCGAAUUGGUAAACAGUUAGGUGGCUUUAAUUCGAAUGAAAUGAUUGCAUAUCGUGGAGGUCGUAGAAAUGAUGCACUUUAUGAAGACAAUGAUAUCGCAUUUCUCGGCAGUCGCAGUGAAGGCGGUCAAAAUGUUACUUGA
Molecule: messenger RNA, 568 nt
Organism: Trichobilharzia regenti
Lineage: Eukaryota; Metazoa; Platyhelminthes; Trematoda; Strigeidida; Schistosomatidae
Source: the annotation of a GenBank genome assembly